Quercus lobata is the source of this 1634-nucleotide messenger RNA. Its product is annotated as UDP-N-acetylglucosamine-N-acetylmuramyl-pyrophosphoryl-undecaprenol N-acetylglucosamine protein. NCBI's taxonomy places the organism in Eukaryota, Viridiplantae, Streptophyta, Magnoliopsida, Fagales, Fagaceae. The record is from RefSeq and is a predicted model, not a curated record. The transcript is spliced from 10 exons. Gene Ontology annotation, cellular component: membrane. Bases 420 to 1448 code for a protein of 342 amino acids.
UAAAUAAAAGUCUCAUUUUCUUGCGUAUUCCUUACUUCCACUGCUUUAAAACGUGGAAGCUAAUUGCGGCAUGUUUUGCUAACUCUUUGUUAUAGCUAUAGAACUCUCUCUCUCUCUCUCUCUCUCUCCCUCCUUGCUUAUAAACUCAAACUUCAGGAGCUAAAAUGUGGUUCCUCUCCAUUAGUCACUUAUUUAACUUGCAAUCUUCAGGAGCUAACUUGGGGGUUUUCCUUGCACAUAGACAUAGGCAUAGCCACUAAAUUUGAAAGGUAGCUUCUACUCCUAUAUUGACAACACAAACCUCUCUCUACUAUAAGUACAGAAGCUAAGUUGUGAUAAUUCCUGCACUAUUAUUCAAUUAUUCAACAAACAGUUUCAGGAGCUAAGUCGGUGUUUCGUUUACAAAAUAGCCACUCAAAAUGAAAGGGUCCUCAAAAGAUUCUUGGCAUCCAAUCAUGACUGGUGAUACAACAACCUCAAGUUACUGGAUGAAUUGGAGGGUCUUGCUGUGUGCCAUAUGGGUUUCAAUUACGAUCACUUUCGCAUUCACUCUAAUAUGGAAAUAUGAAGGUUUCCGCAAACGCCAUAGCCCAGAAACCCAGCAAGAAAGUGAAGGAGGUUUGUAUGAUGAUGAAACUUGGAAGCCAUGUUUGAAAGGAAUCCACCCAGCUUGGUUGUUGAGUUUCAGAGUUCUUGCUUUCUUGGUGCUUUUAGCACUGCUCAUUGCCACUGCUUUAACAGAUGGAGGCAGCAUAUUUUACUAUUACACUCAGUGGACUUUCACAUCAAUCACCAUUUAUUUUGGGCUUGGAUCAUUGCUCUCCAUGCGUGGCUGUUACCAAUAUCAUAAGAAAGCUGGAGGUGACAGAGUUGAUAAUAUAGAGGUGGAUACAGAGCUAGGUUCUUGUGUAUCUACUUCAGAUAGCCAAGGUUCCAAAAUGACAAACCCAUCCAAAAUCUCAGGCCCCAAUACACAAUGUCAUGUACGUGAACCUGCAGGCUUCUGGGGUUAUGUCUUUCAAAUAAUUUUUCAGAUGAAUGCAGGUGCUGUUUUGCUCACAGAUUGUGUCUUUUGGUUUAUAAUUGUUCCAUUUCUUCUGAUCAAAGAUUACAACCUAAAUUUUCUGGUUAUAAAUAUGCACUCAAUCAAUGCUGUUUUCCUGCUUGGUGAGACGGCUUUGAAUUGCUUGAGGUUUUCUUGGUUUCGAAUUGGAUAUUUCUGCCUAUGGACAGUCGUUUAUGUCAUUUUUCAGUGGAUACUACAUGCUUGUGUCAAACUUUGGUGGCCAUAUCCCUUUCUUGACUUGUCAUCUCCGUAUGCUCCACUAUGGUACUUAUCGGUGGCACUAAUGCAUAUCCCAUGCUAUGGCAUCUUUGUUCUGAUUAUGAAGCUGAAACACUUGGUACUAUCAGCGAAGUUCCCCCAGUCCUAUCAGUGCUUGAGAUAACUUGCUCGGAAAGACAACCUGAAGCAAAACCAGAUUUAAAUUACCUAUAGAAUUUUUUAAUUUAUUCAAUGAAGGAGAACAAAAAAGAGAAAAAUACCAAAGAUAACACUUGAGAAUUUAUUCAUUCAUGUAUGAAACAAAUUCAUAACAAAAUUCUUCAAUAUAGUUAUAGUAAGUUUUGAAAGA